Linum tenue is the source of this 2115-nucleotide messenger RNA. The record is from the annotation of a GenBank genome assembly. Lineage: Eukaryota; Viridiplantae; Streptophyta; Magnoliopsida; Malpighiales; Linaceae.
CUUUUCUCCCUCUUCUCAAAUCUCGUCCUUGGUUCGCCGGUUGUUCUUCCCUUCAUUUCUUUUAUGCUGUGUCGUCGUCUAGCCUUGUCGAUUUACCACCUGAGAAGUAUUGUUGUGCGGCUGGGACCUUACUGGGUUUCCGAUCUCUCUUUGAUCUGGAGUGUCAUGUUUAGUGUGUUCUAAUUGUUGAAGUGGCGCGUCUACACGCCGUGUAGAGUAAAUCUGCUUGAAUUUUCGGUUGAUUUGAUUCCUGUGGGUUACAUGUCAGAUUUUUGCGUCUGUUGUUAUGGUUCUCGGCUUCUUACGAGGUCGAUUUGUAUGGAUUUUGCAGUUUCAGAUAUGGCAGGACUAGCACCAGAUGGCUCCAACAAUUUUGAUGCCAAGAGCUAUGAUCAAAAGAUGAGCGAAUUACUUUUGGCUGAUGGACAGGACUUCUUUGCUUCUUAUGAUGAGGUCCACGAAACUUUCGACUCUAUGGGCUUGCAGGAGAAUCUUCUUAGGGGCAUUUAUGCAUACGGUUUUGAAAAGCCAUCUGCUAUCCAGCAGAGGGGAAUCGUUCCCUUUUGCAAGGGGCUCGAUGUGAUUCAGCAAGCCCAGUCUGGAACUGGAAAGACUGCUACUUUUUGUUCUGGUAUCCUGCAACAACUUGAUUAUGCCCUGGUAGAAUGCCAGGCUCUUGUCUUGGCUCCAACUAGGGAGCUGGCCCAGCAGAUUGAGAAGGUUAUGCGUGCACUCGGUGAUUAUCUUGGUGUCAAGGUCCAUGCUUGUGUUGGUGGAACCAGUGUCCGUGAGGAUCAGCGCAUCCUUUCCAGUGGAGUCCAUGUCGUUGUUGGUACCCCUGGUCGUGUUUUUGACAUGCUUCGUCGACAAUCCCUUCGUGCUGAUUCCAUCAAGAUGUUUGUCUUGGAUGAAGCUGAUGAAAUGCUUUCCCGUGGAUUCAAGGACCAGAUCUAUGACAUUUUCCAGCUGUUGCCACCAAAGAUUCAAGUCGGUGUGUUCUCUGCAACAAUGCCACCAGAGGCUCUGGACAUCACCAGGAAGUUUAUGAACAAACCAGUUAGGAUCCUUGUGAAGCGUGAGGAGCUCACCUUGGAAGGUAUUAAGCAGUUCCAUGUCAAUGUGGAUAAGGAAGAGUGGAAGCUGGAGACACUCUGCGAUCUCUACGAGACCCUAGCCAUCACCCAGAGUGUCAUCUUCGUGAACACCAGGCGCAAGGUCGACUGGCUGACCGACAAGAUGAGGAGCAGAGACCACACUGUCUCUGCCACUCACGGUGACAUGGACCAAAACACUAGGGACAUCAUCAUGAGGGAGUUCAGGUCUGGCUCAUCCCGUGUCCUGAUCACCACGGACCUCCUUGCCCGUGGUAUUGAUGUCCAGCAAGUCUCCCUGGUCAUCAACUACGACCUCCCAACCCAGCCUGAGAACUACCUCCACAGGAUUGGUCGUGGUGGUAGGUUCGGAAGGAAAGGUGUGGCUAUCAACUUUGUCACCAAGGAUGACGAGAGGAUGCUCUUUGACAUCCAGAAGUUCUACAAUGUGGUGAUCGAGGAGCUCCCAGCCAAUGUUGCGGAUCUUCUGUGAGGAAAGGCAUUUUGAUGUGUUGCUGCCUUCCUUUGCCUUGAAUGAAUGAGUGAGUGAAGAGAGAUUAUGAUGGAUGGGAGACUAUGUGAACCGGUGUCUUUGUACUCUCUUUUAUCUUCGUUUUUUAUGUUUUGAUGCUUUCUUUUUUGGGUUGGGACUUGGUAGUAUUCACUAUGGAGAGUAGAAGGCUUGUUCUGUUGUGAAAUUGUUCCAAUUUUGAAUUUUAGCAGCUAGUAGUUGGGUUGCAUUGUGGAAUACUUUUAUUUAAUACAGAUGUCUGUAUUUUUCAUCCGUUGCUUCCUUCAUGGUGGGUUCUCAGCUUUUCGACGAUUGCUCCUAGUUUGCGGUUGCCUGUGAUGACGGGAACUUGGCAAGCUAGCAAUCAGCUUAGCAAUGAAGGAACUCCUUUUCUUUUAGUUCUUGUCAGUUUUCGGAUUGUUGUCGAAAUCACAAUGCACUUUCUGAACCUUGUCAGUUUCCACUUGGAUCUGAAUAGCGUAGAAAUGUGGAAACUGACAUAAGUAGUUGUGG